UUACACAAACGAUCAGUUUUGGCUCGCCUUACCCGCCUUACGAGUCACGAUCUAUAAGAUGGUUAUCGUCGGCCGGGUUAGAGAGAAGUUGGAGUUGAAACACGAGUCCCGAACAAUCCCGAACGAACUGUACGCGUAUAUGUACGAACUUGGAGGUGCUGUCAUUUUUCACGCAUAUUCGAGCACCACCGAAUUCCUUGCGAAUCGUUUCGCAUGCGUAUUGUGAAAAUACAGUGAAAUCGAACAGCUGCUCUCCGACAGCACUCCUACUGUGACAGUUCUCGAAUAUUAUCGAGAUCAAACCGUGUUGACACUGGUUAUUCGAAGUACAGUGUGCGUGUUCUAUCUGCUUCUCACGGUACUUGCUAAAAUUUAAGUUUAACCGCUCGGAGCCAAAAAUAACUUUUGUAAUCUACAAAAACACAAAAGAAUAAGCACAGAGUAGCUACUUGUGCUUACACGGGUUAAUGCAAUAAGCGGAACAAACGAAGUCUAAAGAACAUUUUACUGAUCCUCGUGAACAUGCGCCGGCGCUGGGAGCAUUCAGAAAGACUGAGAAAGACGACGAACACAGCAGACCACACAGCGAGGUCCACGGAGUAGUUGCACCGUGUCUACUUUCGCACCGGCGUGAAUCGCCACAAAUAAUAUUUAUCCUAGGGUACAAUGUCCAGGGUAGAAGAAGUCGAGGAAGUAGAUCAAUCGGAUAGCGGCAUGGGUAGUAGCGACGCACAUUCUCCCGAGGUGAAAUCGCUUCUCCCCGACGACGAGGAUGACGAAGAGGAUGAGAGCUUAUCAGAGAGAUUAUUGGGCCUCACGGAAAUGUUUCCCGAGGAAGUACGUAAUUUGGGAUACAACGUCAGUACCUGCUUGUGCAAUUGUAUGAAAGGAUUAUAUGCAUUUUCAUGUUCGGCAGCAUGGUUGUUCUUCAGCUCAUCGGCUAUCUUAUUCGCACCUAUAUUAUUCGAAAUAGAGCGGGUACAAAUGGAAGAAGCGCAACGUUCACAACAGAAACAGGUUUUAUUGGGACCUAGCAAAGCUAUGUCUAAUGUAAAUGCCUCGAGUCUUCCCAUGGCUCCGCCAGUUCAACAAUAAUAACAGCUGACGUACGAUGUUACCUUCGAAUCAGCAUAAGUCGACCGUUUCUGUUCAUGGUGUAUAUUUAUAUUAGUAUAACUUUCCACCUUAUUCUAAUCUCUCACUGACACUUAUGCAUAUGUAGGAUUAUCAUACAUGAUUCUUUAUGCAAUCCUAAAUGACCUGUAGAAGAGAAUCUGAGGCGUGGUAGGAACAAUGUUCGUAAGUUUUAUUCAUAUGUUGCUUUCAAAAUCUCUGUUCGUUUGUAAUUUGAAUGAAACCGAAUAUAUGGAGGACAUUCUGUCGCGACGUAUUUAAGCGUAGUGAAACCUUAUUUGUCACGAAAUGUCGGUAAUUGUAACACUGGACUAUCUAUAAUGCACCACUACUGAUAAUGCCAUUAAAUUCUUUCGUAAUGUUACAGUUCAAAGGUAUCGAAUGUUAUUGUAAUAUAAAAGGUUGAAUAAACAUGUAACUAGAAACGUUGUUCGAGUGAAAUAUCAUCCACAUUUAUCGCGAUUGUUUUCUGCCCGCGACUACCGAGGAGGGGCCUUCGGCUUUUUAUCACGAUUGUAUGUUCAUGAAAGGGAACAAGAAAUAAAUGAAUUCUUAUUA
Molecule: messenger RNA, 1692 nt
Organism: Ceratina calcarata
Lineage: Eukaryota; Metazoa; Arthropoda; Insecta; Hymenoptera; Apidae
Gene: mge
Product: translocase of outer mitochondrial membrane 22 homolog mge
Exons: 6
Coding region: 667-1095 (142 amino acids)
Biological process (GO): intracellular protein transport
Cellular component (GO): mitochondrial outer membrane
Source: RefSeq, a predicted model, not a curated record